Molecule: messenger RNA, 669 nt
Organism: Penicillium soppii
Lineage: Eukaryota; Fungi; Ascomycota; Eurotiomycetes; Eurotiales; Aspergillaceae
Product: putative TFIID and and SAGA complex TAF10 subunit
Exons: 2
Coding region: 1-669 (222 amino acids)
Biological process (GO): transcription initiation at RNA polymerase II promoter
Cellular component (GO): transcription factor TFIID complex; nucleus; SAGA complex
Molecular function (GO): promoter-specific chromatin binding; RNA polymerase II general transcription initiation factor activity
Source: RefSeq, a predicted model, not a curated record
AUGACCGAUUCUCAAACAUCGCAACCUCCCCAACCACCGCAGAACGGAUCAGAGAAACCAUCAGAAGAGACCAUCAAAACUGAGCCCGAUCUCGACGCAUCUAUCGAGCAAGACGUCGAGAUGAAUCCCGAUCCCCAAAAUACCGAUGAUGCCCCAGGCAUCGACCCCAUGGCGCCUGCGCCAACCCCCUCCAAAAAAGAAACCAGCCUGCGCGAGUUCCUCGGCAAAAUGGACGACUACGCACCCAUUAUCCCCGACGCAGUAACAGCCCACUACCUCACCCUCGCCGGACUCCCACCGCCAGGCACAGGCCCGGGCCAAACACCACUGCACCUAGCGCGCCUGCUCGCACUAGCCGCACAGAAAUUUGUCUCUGACAUCGCCGCCGACUCGUACCAAUACGCGCGUAUCCGCGCCUCCAACAGUUCCUCCGCCAACAACCCGAUCGGCAGCCUGGCCGCAGCAUCGGGGCUCAACGCUCCAGCUGGACCGCCGGUACCAGGCGAGAAAGGGAAGGCGGCGACGCAUCUGGGUAUUCAGAGGCCUGGGUUUGGUGGUGGUGGGUCUGGCGGGUCAGGCCAGGGCCGGACGGUUCUCACGAUGGAGGAUUUGGGGAUGGCGGUUGGAGAAUAUGGGGUUAGUGUCAAGCGGGGCGAGUUCUAUCGGUAA